Messenger RNA from Onthophagus taurus, 1134 nucleotides. NCBI's taxonomy places the organism in Eukaryota, Metazoa, Arthropoda, Insecta, Coleoptera, Scarabaeidae. The record is from RefSeq and is a predicted model, not a curated record.
AUGAGCCAGGUAAUUCGAUAUGAAAAGAGAACUGGCGAUGUGUGUGAAAUAAAAGAAAGUUUCAUUGAUUUCAUAGAAAUUGCUGGAAAGACAGGAGAGGACAUUUGUCAACAGAUUUUAGAAAAAUUGUCAGUUGAUGAUUUAGAUAUUGGUCAAUGCCGUGGCCAAUCUUAUCAUAAUGGGUCCAAUAUGGCCGGCAUCCAUAAAGGUGUACAAGCCAGGAUUGCAGAAAGGAAUGAGCUGGCCGAGUUCGUACCGUGCGUGGCUCAUGCCUUAAAUCUUGGAGAUGUUCAUUCUGCCUCAUCAUGCCAGGAAGCUAUUAACCUAUUUGGACUGAUUCAAAAAGUAUAUUGCUUUUUUGUUGGCUCCACUACUAGGUGGGACAUUAUGAAAAAAUACGUUAAAACAAAUUUAAAAGGAAGUAAUCAGACGAGAUGGUUGGUGAAACAUGUUGCUGUGAAUGCCCUAUUAGAUAAUUUGCCAGAAAUAGCGGAAGCCUUAGAAGAAGUUAAGCAAACUGCUCAUGCUCCAGAAACUAAGUACGAGGCAGCGAAUAUUAUCCACGAAAUCAAUCGAGUGAAUAUAGAAAUUCAGAAAGAAGAUAUUAUCCUUGCCCGUUCCGUCGCACUAAUGGAUGGUCUGCUCAAAACUUUGCAAAAAAUGAGACAAAACCCAAUGGAAUAUUGGAUAAAAGAGGCUGGAGAAGUUGCUGAAAAAAGUGGUGUUGACCCUAUUUUGCAAAACAGACGAAUUCCGAAACGUAAAAAAUAUUUCGAUGAGAUGUGUGGAGACGAAUUACAAACUCUCCAACUUGUUCAACUAUUUUCUAAAGAAAUGAUGGUAUUUGAUCGAAUCAUAUCGGAAAUUAAAAAGAGAACUGCAAAGUAUGGAGCUCGAAAAUACGAGCGAGAUUUAAGCGCCGUUGAAUUCUGCCAAGAAUUCUACGUUAUUAAAGAGCAAGCUCCGCUUUUAUUUGGUGAUAUAGAAAAGGCUAACGGUUUCUAUCCCUUGCAACAGAUCUAUGUGCAUGAUUUGCAAGAUGGUUUUCCUAAUAUUUGUAUUGCCCUGCGAAUUUACUCUACGCUUCCUACUAGAUCCGCAAGCUUCGAAGAGAACGCAACUGAUUGUAGUUAA